Alexandromys fortis (reed vole) is the source of this 1819-nucleotide messenger RNA. RefSeq names its product ubiquitin recognition factor in ER associated degradation 1 (gene Ufd1). The transcript has 12 exons. The record is from RefSeq and is a predicted model, not a curated record. Gene Ontology annotation, cellular component: VCP-NPL4-UFD1 AAA ATPase complex. The coding region runs from base 137 to 1060 and encodes 307 amino acids. Gene Ontology annotation, molecular function: polyubiquitin modification-dependent protein binding. NCBI's taxonomy places the organism in Eukaryota, Metazoa, Chordata, Mammalia, Rodentia, Cricetidae.
UCUCCCUAGCGUCACUUCCGGAGAACCUCUCGCGGGCUCUGGGUUUCAGAGCGGCGGCUGCGGCUGUGAAGAAGGAGCUCGGGAUUUCUAUUGUAAGGUUCACGAAGAGAAGCGGUGUCACCAAGUGCUGUCAGCCAUGUUUUCAUUCAACAUGUUUGAUCACCCGAUUCCCCGGGUCUUCCAGAACCGCUUCUCUACGCAGUACCGCUGCUUCUCCGUGUCUAUGCUAGCAGGGCCUAAUGACAGGUCAGAUGUGGAGAAAGGAGGGAAGAUAAUUAUGCCGCCCUCGGCCCUCGAUCAGCUCAGCCGGCUCAACAUUACCUAUCCCAUGCUGUUUAAAUUGACUAACAAGAAUUCAGACCGAAUGACACACUGUGGUGUACUGGAAUUCGUUGCUGAUGAAGGCAUCUGUUACCUCCCCCACUGGAUGAUGCAGAAUUUGCUGUUGGAAGAAGGGGGCCUGGUUCAGGUGGAGAGUGUCAACCUUCAGGUGGCUACCUACUCUAAGUUCCAGCCUCAGAGCCCGGACUUCCUGGAUAUUACCAACCCUAAAGCAGUAUUAGAAAAUGCAUUGAGAAACUUUGCCUGUCUGACCACUGGGGAUGUGAUUGCUAUCAACUACAAUGAGAAGAUCUAUGAGCUGCGGGUCAUGGAGACCAAACCUGACAAGGCAGUAUCCAUUAUUGAAUGUGACAUGAACGUGGAUUUUGAUGCUCCCUUGGGCUACAAAGAACCAGAAAGACCAGUGCAGCAUGAGGAGUCAAUAGAGGGAGAAGCUGACCACAGUGGCUACGGUGGAGAGGUGGGCUUUCGUGCCUUCUCUGGUUCUGGGAAUAGACUGGAUGGAAAGAAGAAAGGGGUUGAGCCCAGUCCCUCCCCCAUCAAGCCUGGAGAUAUUAAAAGAGGGAUUCCUAAUUACGAAUUUAAGCUUGGUAAGAUUACUUUCAUCAGAAAUUCACGUCCAUUGGUCAAAAAGGUUGAAGAGGAUGAAGCUGGGGGCAGAUUUGUUGCUUUCUCUGGAGAAGGACAGUCACUGCGGAAGAAGGGAAGAAAGCCCUAAGUCCAAAACUGUCAGCUGGAAAAUAAAAGAUCGUUUGCAACACACUGGCUGAUAGUUACUUGCUCUGACAAGUUCAGAGAAUGCGCUCUUAUUUAUGGUUUGUUUAGAGUUACCUAAGAACCAUUAAGCUUGUUCUGGGUACAAAACAGCAGAACUGGAGGGUAUGUGCUUAACCUGGGGAAGAGAAAUCGCUCUCAGGUCCCCAAGGACCUUCUCCGUCUCCAUGCAUUCUGUUCCAGGGCUCUCCAGGCCAUGCAGAGCAGUUCCCCUUCCUCCUUGUUCUUCCUUCCCAGGUCUGUAUAGGGCAGUGUCUUCAACAGAGUAUGGCUUCUCAAACCAGGAGCUGAGUACCUGACAAAGAUGGCCCCUGCCCUUAUUUACAGUGACUCUUCAGAAGGGAUCUCAUCCAGACAAAUUUACUCUCAUUUUGGGUAAUUCCCGAUCUACUGGCUGUCGGGAAUUCCAUGGUGAAGCCAAAUGUGAAAGUUAGAAUGAGUAUGAGUAAAUGCUGAAGUUAUGCCCCCAUUGCAAUUUUAUGUAUUACCCAAAGUUCUGAUAGUUUAUCUGUUUUUCAGGUACUAGGAUUGAACGAAAACCUCAUGAAUAUUAAGCAUGCCACACACUCUUCUUAUGGUUUUAUUGUCUCAGAUCUGCACUUUGUAUGAUGUAAGAUCUUUUGACACGCUGAUCCAAUUAUUUAAAUUUUUUUCCUUGAGAAUAAUUCUUAUUCAAAAAUUAAAUAAACUGAUUAAAACUUGC